AUGUCUUCAUCGGUUUCUCGUGAAAUUGAUUCCAGAGAUAGCGCUUAUUGUCGCAAAGAGAAAUCGCUUGGAGUCUUAUGUUCAAAUUUUUUGAGGUUGUACAAUCGAGAAGAUGUGAGAACGAUCGGACUUGAUGAUGCUGCUUCCAAAUUAGGAGUUGAGCGGCGCCGCAUGUAUGACGUUGUCAAUAUAUUGGAAACUGUUGGUGUUGUAGCAAGAAAAGCUAAAAACCAGUAUACAUGGAAGGGUUUAGAGGAAAUCCCUUGGGUUCUGGAGCAGCUGAAGGAAGAAGGUUUGAGAGAAAAUUUCAAUGCUACUAUUUGCAGCAUUACUACUAGAGUUUCAAAUGACAACGAAUAUAAAGGGCUUUUGGGUCUGAACACAACAGGAGACGACUAUUCUUCUGGGUCGUCCAAAAACAAAAACAAAAGAGACAAAUCUCUAGCGCUUCUCACUCAGAACUUCAUCAAGCUUUUUCUUUGUUCGGAUGUGGACUCGAUCUUGCUUGAAAAUGCUGCAAAGGCAUUGCCAGGUGAUGCAGAUGAUGCGACAGCUCUACGAACAAAGGUUAGGCGACUGUAUGAUAUUGCAAACGUUUUAUCUUCAAUGGGUUUGAUUGAGAAGAUCCGUCAUCCCGACAGUGGGAAACCAGCAUAUAGGUGGUUGUGUUGGCGAGGAAAGGCCAAUAACAAAGUUGAUGCUGCUUCAGAUGUGAAUGAGCCCAAAAUGAGUGGAUUCGGAACUGAUAUCACAAACUACUGUUUCAAGAGAAAGAGAGAAGUUACUGAAGUGGAUUGCAAGUCGAGUCAGGAAAGAAGUUGGCAAACGCAUGAUGGGUUGAUCGAACUGGAACCCAACAGUGAUGGUGAAGAAAUGAAGCAACACACAAAACACCUCCCAAAGGCAAUUGAAUUUGGUCCUUUUGCUCCUAUUAGUGUGUCUAAGGUAGAAGAUGCUGCAAAUAAAAGAGCAAGACAGAUUCAAGACUUGGAAAAUUUGGCUUCUACUUAUCGUCCUCAGUAUCGCAACCAAGGUAAACUUUGA
This is a messenger RNA of Morus notabilis, 1044 nucleotides long. Its product is annotated as E2F transcription factor-like E2FF. The record is from RefSeq and is a predicted model, not a curated record. The transcript has 10 exons. Gene Ontology annotation, biological process: regulation of transcription by RNA polymerase II. Lineage: Eukaryota; Viridiplantae; Streptophyta; Magnoliopsida; Rosales; Moraceae. Gene Ontology annotation, cellular component: RNA polymerase II transcription regulator complex. Gene Ontology annotation, molecular function: DNA-binding transcription factor activity, RNA polymerase II-specific; RNA polymerase II cis-regulatory region sequence-specific DNA binding. The coding region runs from base 1 to 1044 and encodes 347 amino acids.